AUAAAUUAUGGGCAAAAAUAUUGAAUAAGAAGAAUUGGAAAACAAUAAGACAAAAGAGCAGGUUUUAACAAUCAAAAAGAACAGAAUCACUAAAAUUGCCAAAUCCAUAAGAAAACUUGUUGUUUUAGACUAAAAACAAAUCAAAAAGGCAAUAAAUGCUUUAUUGAAAUACAGAGAAUCCACUGCCACUGACAACAUCCUAGACAUUAAAGAUGAUUUUAUCUAUCUAGAAAUUGUAUUAAACAAACUGCCAAUCAAUUAUUCAUUGAGACCUGUUUAGAUGUAAAACCUAUGAUCUAUUUCAAUUAGUAAAUUACCAAAUGCCAUCUACAAUUAGGAGAUGAAUUCCAAAUUUUGUAUAAUCAGUACAAAUCCCCAAAGAUAAUUCAAAGACUAAAUUUCUGAUUUCGAUAUACCACUGAUCUAAAAAGUAAUUGGUUAUGGUAAAUUGAAUAAAAAAUAUCCAACUUAUACAGACAAAAGAAAGCUCUUUUAUGAAUACGAUUAAUUCUUUUGUGAUCAAAGAAUAUAUGGAAAUCUAGCAAAGGGAUUAGGAAAGGUCUUCUAUUACAGAAAAAAGUAAUUGAAUUUCCAUAUUUAGAAUACCAUUUCCCAUCAAUUGCGAGAACAUCACCUAAGAAACAUUGAAUGAUUUAUCCAACUACACUUAUUUUAUCUAAGGAAACGGCCCUGUAUAGUAAAUAAACAUAAUAUAUGUUAGUACUCUUAAAAUUGGCAGAGUUGCAUAGACUCCAGAUUAAAUCACAUAAAAUGUUUUGGCAGCUGCUUAUGAAGUCUUACCUUAAAUUUUAUAAGAAAAAGGAAUGAGCUUAAGUUGCUUAAGAUAAUUAAAUGUCAAGUUGUCAAGUUCAAUAUCCUUGCCAUUCUUUUCAAGACUUAGUGUUAGAGAGAUAGAAGCAUGGAAAAAUCAAUGAUAA
Messenger RNA from Paramecium octaurelia, 938 nucleotides. Lineage: Eukaryota; Ciliophora; Oligohymenophorea; Peniculida; Parameciidae. The record is from the annotation of a GenBank genome assembly.